This is a messenger RNA of Pelobates cultripes (western spadefoot toad), 408 nucleotides long. NCBI's taxonomy places the organism in Eukaryota, Metazoa, Chordata, Amphibia, Anura, Pelobatidae. The record is from the annotation of a GenBank genome assembly.
AUGGAGAACAAGUUUACCUCACCUUACCUGACAGUGCAGUGCAGUGCCAGAGGUGGCAGGAAGAGAGCGAGGAGCAGAGCACCUGGGUGGCCUGUACUUUGUGAAGGAUCUGCAGCACACCCACCGGCAGGUGAGCUUGGUCUGCAGCCAGCUGGAGCCUUGCUUUCCCUGCCUGCCCUCCCCAGACAGCCUGUGGAUGCUGCUCCUCCGCCAGACCCAGACCUGGAAGGGCACCCAGGAGGAGCUGGACGCAGUGACCUGGGCCCUGGAGCUGUAUCUGUGGGCCGCUCUCGGACAGUGCGGCCAGAGGAUCAUGCUGGAGCUGCUCUUCACGGACAAUACUUUGCACAAACAGAAAGGAGAAGCAGCGCUGCAGCUAUGACGUCAGUACAAAUCCCUGGAUUCUGA